Danio rerio (zebrafish) is the source of this 586-nucleotide messenger RNA. It is a transcript of the gene pkig, whose product is annotated as protein kinase (cAMP-dependent, catalytic) inhibitor gamma. Gene Ontology annotation, molecular function: cAMP-dependent protein kinase inhibitor activity. The record is from RefSeq and is marked validated. NCBI's taxonomy places the organism in Eukaryota, Metazoa, Chordata, Actinopteri, Cypriniformes, Danionidae.
AAAGUAUAAUGCUUCCAGACGUGAUUAUUCUACUUAAUUAGCUAUGUAUUCCUACAGCUGUGACUAAGUUGCCACAUAUUUAUGAUACAAACAACCACGCAAGUGUGGCGUUUUAGCGGAAACUGACGUUACCAUGGCAAUUUUGUAAAGGUAUUCAGCAGGCGAAUUCACCUACCUGCACGCCAGCUUGAAGACUUUUCAGAAACCUCCCUAAACAAACAUUUUCAAUAUACAAAUUGUCUGCAUUUUACCAUACUAGAAGCUCCGCGUGAACAAUGCCAAGUGCUGUUGUUGGUGAGAGAGCGGGCGGAGGGUGAUUGGCUGUGGGAUCUCUCCAUUUUGGAAACAGCUGUUUAAAGCCCUGUCCCUCUUUCUCAUUGUGUUAAACUGACUGUCAGAGGAGCGUUGGAUUUGACUGGGAAUCUCGGAACAGAUCAAUUGAAAUCUAUCAAAUCGGUGCGGGAAUGCGGGAAGAGCGCUUGGAAAUGAAGGGGAAUCCCGACAAAGAGUGAAUGGCGUUGUAACAAGUGGAAGAAAGUGAAGAGGAUCAAGGUAUUGAAAAUUUCUUCACUUCGUUGCAGUCAUG